CCUGUUUAAAUCAACGGGAUUUUAGAUUUUUUUUGAAUAAAAAUAAAUUAGCAGCGCUAGAAAAAGUUUUAAAAUGGCGUAUGCUGACAACUUUCUUCCUGCACCAGGAAAAGUCGACAUAUUUAGAAGCGUUUUUAAUUCAGCUUCAUCUCCUAUGUGUACAUCUUCAAGUUCACACGAUGCUAGAAAAAAAACAAUGUCACCUAUUGUUACCGGCACAUCAGUUUUAGCCAUCCGGUUUGAUGGAGGAGUUGCUAUUGCAGCAGACAUGCUAGGAUCAUAUGGAUCACUGGCCAAGUAUACUAGACUUUCACGUAUGACUGAGGUGAACCCAAAAACAGUUGUGGCUGCCUCUGGUGAUUAUGCUGACUAUCAGCAAAUAUCAGAGUACCUUGAACGAAUGAUGAUACAAAAUGACAUUGAAGAUGAUGGCCAUGGUUACACACCUCAAUCAAUAUUUUCCUUUCUACGCCUACUUAUGUAUCAAAAACGAUCUAAGUUUGAACCUUUAUGGAACACAUUGGUUGUUGGUGGGUAUCACAAUGGCUCAUCUUUCUUAGGAUAUGUAGAUAAAUUGGGUGUUGCUUAUGAAGAUAAUACAAUAGCAACUGGUUAUGGUGCUUACAUUGCUAGACCACUGAUGACAAAAGCACUUGAAAGUAAUCCUAAUAUGAGCAAAGCUGAGGCUGUAAAACUUCUCAUAGAUUGUCUAAAAGUUUUAUUUUAUAGAGAUGCAAGAUCCCAUAAUAGGUUUGAAAUAUCAAUCAUAACAGAGGAAGGUGUCACUAUGGAAUCAAACAUGAGUUUUGAAACAAACUGGGAAAUAGCACAUUUAGUGAAAGGUUACGAGUGAUGUUGUUGACAAAUAUUUGGGAGAUAAUGGAUGUUAUGUUGUCAUUGACCUAUGUUCCGGCGGUUUUCAUUGAAUGGCAUUGAGAAAGAAAUGGAUCAGAACGUUUUGAAAUUAAUUUUAAGUUGUAUUAGAUAAUUCAUUUUAAA
Molecule: messenger RNA, 999 nt
Organism: Hydra vulgaris (swiftwater hydra)
Lineage: Eukaryota; Metazoa; Cnidaria; Hydrozoa; Anthoathecata; Hydridae
Product: proteasome subunit beta type-4
Cellular component (GO): proteasome core complex
Source: RefSeq, a predicted model, not a curated record